AUGAAGCUGGAAGCCGUGGUUGAGCAGCUGCAGAAGCAGCAGCAGAAGCAGCAAACACCUCUGCAGAUGGAUUCCAGGGAGAGACAGCAGAGGCAGAUGAGAGAAGCCCAGCUGCUCUACACUCAACAGCUGGCUGUGCAGCAAGCUGUCCUAGCUGCUGCAUCUGGCAGGGCUUCAGGCGGCUCUGCUGUUGGUCCCUUGGCCAGAGGCCCAUCUGCAGCCGGAGCUACGCGGGCUUUUGAUCAGAGCAGCAUGAAUUCGGAGCCAGAAGAGGAAGAGGAGGAGGAAGAAGAGGAGGAAGAAGAUGAGGAGGAUGAGGAAGAAGGGGGUUUGGAAGGUGGAGAUCUUGAGGAUGGCGCUGAUGUGACUGGAAAAGAAACCUGCUCUGCUCUGAAAUAUUUUCAUGCUCCCAAAGUUGCCCAUCACAACCAAAGAGUGGCCUCUGCCUCUAAUCCUCUUCCAGCUUCGGGCCACCAGCGGGGACAGCAGGGCAAAGAAGAACAGGGUAAAGACACUACUAAGCAACCGUAUUCUGGUUCCCCGUCUGGACGCCAGAACUGGCGGUUGGACGAGCAGCUCAAACAGAAUGGCAAUGUGACCUGGAGUGACGAAGGUGAUGGAUGCCGAGGAAGAGAAAUUUCACGAGACUUUGCCAAGCUCUAUGAACUGGAUAGUGAUCCUGAACGGAAAGAGUUCCUGGAUGACCUCUUCAUCUUUAUGCAGAAGAGGGGAACUCCCAUCAAUCGGAUCCCCAUCAUGGCAAAGCAGAUCCUGGAUCUCUACAUGCUCUACAAGCUGGUGACUGAGAAAGGAGGGCUGGUGGAAAUCAUCAACAAGAAGAUCUGGCGAGAGAUCACCAAAGGCCUUAAUCUGCCCACCUCCAUCACCAGUGCCGCAUUCACACUUCGAACCCAGUAUAUGAAGUACCUAUAUGCCUAUGAAUGCGAGAAGAAAUCCCUCAGUUCUCCUGCUGAGCUUCAGGCUGCAAUCGAUGGCAAUAGGCGGGAAGGCAGGCGGCCCAGCUACAGCUCCUCUUUGUUCAGCUACUCACCCACCACCACAGGGCCUCCAUCCCUCCUGUCUCCCCCAAAGAUCCGCUUCCCCAUCAUUGGCGUUGCGCCAGGCAGUGGGACCAGCAAUCCUCGGGUGUCUCCAGCAGCAGCGGUCAGAAAAGGUGACGGUGUGCCCUUGACUGUGUCUAUGCCAAAUCGUAUUGCUGUGCCAGUGACCUUGGCUAGCCAGCAGGCAACUGUGGCAGCAAGAACAGCCACCCUAGAGCAGCUGAGGGAGAGACUGGAGUCGGGAGAGCCUCCGGAGAAGAAGGUCUCACGGAUGACGGAGGAGGAGCAGCGGCUUUUUUUGCUGGGGGUUCUCCGCCACCCCGUCACCACGGAGGCUCUUCAGCGCAACCUGUUCAGCAUGGCACGGCAGAUCCCCAUGAAGAUCAAAAUCAAUGGCAAGGAAGAUAAACCGGACUCGGCGGCAGCAGCAGCACUGAAUUUGUCACCUAACGGCAUUGGGAGUAUUAACAUGUCGGUGGAGAUUAACGGCACAAUUUAUGCUGGAGUGCUCUUUGCCCAGAAGCCAGUUGUCCAUCUCAUUGCAGGCUCCAGCACCCAAAGUUCCUGCAGCAGCAGCAGCAGCUCCCACUGCUCUCCCAGCCCUACCUCAUCCCGGGGAACCCCCAGCGCAGAGCCCUCCACCAGCUGGUCUCUCUGA
Messenger RNA from Nipponia nippon (crested ibis), 1719 nucleotides. NCBI's taxonomy places the organism in Eukaryota, Metazoa, Chordata, Aves, Pelecaniformes, Threskiornithidae. The record is from RefSeq and is a predicted model, not a curated record.